UUCCCAUGUGAAUAUUGUCCAAAUCGGUUUGUGUCGAAAAAUGUACUACGCUUGCAUCGACGACAGGUUCAUCAGAAAGAUGAAUAUAUAGACUGCGAACAUUGUGGACGCACUGUAUUGAAGACAUUCUACAACAAACAUUUAAAGCGCCAUAAACAACUGAAGUUCUUAUGCAACAAAUGUCCUAAAAUAUGUGCUUCCCGUUUCACACUUAAAAGGCAUUUAGAACUCCACUCAGAUGAACGUGAUCGAAAUAUUGAAUGUAUCGACUGUGGAAAAAGAUUUUUUACACUCGAAAAUCUCCAAUUGCAUCAAACUACUCACAUCUUACCAGAAGAUCGAGCAAUAUUCGAAUGCACAAUUUGUUCAAAAACGUUCCUGCGUAAAUCAAAUCUUGGUUUACACAUGCAAAUGCAUCGUGGCAAGACUAUCGAUUGCCCACAUUGUGGCAAAAAGUUCGUACGACGCAAAGAUCUCGAAGUACAUAUACGUUUUCAUACUGGCGAUUUUCCAUUUGCAUGCUCGAUGUGUGACCGGAAAUUUGCUAUAAAGGGCCAUCUUAACUACCACGAGAAACGACAUCUAGGUGUACGCUACAAAUGUGAUGAAUGUGAAAAAACAUUUAUAAAUCUCGCUGGCUUGAGGCAACAUCAAUACGAGCACACGGGAAUGCCAUUGUUGUGUGGAGUGUGUCAGCGUGGAUUUCCUACCAAAUUUAAGGUUCGCCGUCAUUUGCGCACCGUGCAUCAGGAUCUUUUUAAGAAAACUGGUUACACAGAUGCGCUAGCAAAGAAGUACAUACUUUCAGGAUCAAAGUCGACCGUUGGAGAAAAGAAAGAAACUGAGUUUGCAGACAGUACUGAAGGCACUGUCGAGAUGCUGGAGGAGCAUGCUGGAGACAUUCCACUAAACAUGCUAGAUGUUUAAAUUUUGCUUUAGUAAAAGUAAUAUACGAGUUAAAUAUGUAUGCGUUUUUAAGACAGCCAAAUUUUAAAUAAGCAGUAUUUAUUUAAAACCUAUACACGAUCGAUAUAAUUUACAAAUAAAGUGGUAUACAUAAAGUUACUUAAAAUAUAUAAUCUAUUUAUAUUGGCAGUGUCUACACACACGCGCCACGGCUAGUUUAAAAAUUACCGUAUAUCUACGGCAAAAUUACGUGGAUUAUGUGUUGCCGGAGAAGU
This is a messenger RNA of Rhagoletis zephyria (snowberry fruit fly), 1181 nucleotides long. RefSeq names its product zinc finger and BTB domain-containing protein 14-like. The record is from RefSeq and is a predicted model, not a curated record. Gene Ontology annotation, cellular component: nucleus. Lineage: Eukaryota; Metazoa; Arthropoda; Insecta; Diptera; Tephritidae. Gene Ontology annotation, molecular function: DNA-binding transcription factor activity, RNA polymerase II-specific; RNA polymerase II transcription regulatory region sequence-specific DNA binding. Gene Ontology annotation, biological process: regulation of transcription by RNA polymerase II.